AUGGCUCCAGAGUAUGCAAUGCGUGGGCACUUUUCAAUAAAGUCCGAUGUCUUUAGUUUUGGUGUUUUAGUGUUGGAGAUAAUAAGUGGGCAAAAAAUUAGUUCUUUUGCUAGUGGAGAAAAUGGAGGUCUUCUUAGCCAUGCAUGGAAAAAUUGGAGGGAGGGGACAACUUCAAAUCUCAUAGAUCCCACAUUAGAGGUCAGUUCAACAACUGAAAUACUGAGAUGCAUCCACAUUGGGUUACUAUGUGUUCAAGAAAAUCUUGCUAAGAGACCAACAAUUGCUUCAGUCGUUCUCAUGCUUAGUAGCUACUCCAUCACUCUAUCUGUGCCAAUAGAACCUCGUGUACAAUAG
Corylus avellana is the source of this 354-nucleotide messenger RNA. NCBI's taxonomy places the organism in Eukaryota, Viridiplantae, Streptophyta, Magnoliopsida, Fagales, Betulaceae. The record is from RefSeq and is a predicted model, not a curated record.